Armigeres subalbatus is the source of this 1590-nucleotide messenger RNA. Its product is annotated as sodium/potassium-transporting ATPase subunit beta-1-like. Gene Ontology annotation, molecular function: ATPase activator activity. Gene Ontology annotation, biological process: sodium ion export across plasma membrane; intracellular sodium ion homeostasis; potassium ion import across plasma membrane. Gene Ontology annotation, cellular component: sodium:potassium-exchanging ATPase complex. The record is from RefSeq and is a predicted model, not a curated record. The coding region runs from base 276 to 1226 and encodes 316 amino acids. Lineage: Eukaryota; Metazoa; Arthropoda; Insecta; Diptera; Culicidae. The transcript has 5 exons.
UAGUCAGUCCUUCGUGGUCAACGUGAGCGACCGGUACCAGCACGGGAGUCCUUAGUGCGAUCAAUUCUGUGUUCACGCCAAAGUUAUCCAUUGCGUAACAUCGUACCGGUCGAUUGCUGAAAAAGUUCCUACAUAGGGAAUACUGAACAAAUAUUGUUCAAAAUCCGUUUAAAAGGAGUCGGAUCAGGUUAAUAAAUGCAAGAGAUCACAGAUUGUCUAAGUGAAAAGUAUUUAGUGUAACGAGAAAAUUUGGAAUUUGAAGAUUCAAUUUCGAAAUGCCGGAAAAACAGUGUGUCAAUAAGUAUGGGGAAUUUCUUUUUCCCCAAAGACCGGAACCAAUCACUUGGAAACAAUUCUUCUACAAUGAAAAAACCGGAAAAGUGAUGGGACGAACUCGCUACAGCUGGGGGGCGCUUUUCGUAUUUUACUCCGUCUAUUUUGUGAUUUUAUUUUCACUAUUCGCAAUAUGUAUGCAAGGUUUAUUCUACACACUGAGUGACCAAUACCCCAAGUACCAGCUAUCCGAUUCACUCAUAGGAAAUAACCCCGGUUUGGGAUUCCGGCCGAUGCCAACCCACGUGAAACAGGGCGCCUUGAUUUACUACACUGCUGCCAACGAAUCCCAGGUGACGCCGUGGGUCGAACGAAUCGAACAGUUCCUACAUCCUUAUCGGGAUCCCUCAAAACUUCCUUUAGAAGGAAAAAAUCAAGUGAACUGCAAUUUUACUAGCCGGCCAGCCCCAGGAAAAGUAUGCAAGGUUGAUCUUUCGCAAAUGGGCCCGUGUAAUCUAGCAGACGGAUACGGCUACAACAAAUCGACACCAUGUAUCUUCGUCAAAAUGAACCGCAUUUACGGAUGGGUUCCAGAGUACUACGACGUCGACAAACUGCCAGAAAAUAUGCCAGCGGAUCUGGUUGAGCAUAUCAAAUCUCUACCGGAAAAGGAACGCAAACAAGUGUGGGUAUCGUGCAACGGAAUAAGUCCAGCAGAUAAAGAAGUCAUCGGUCCAUUGGCAUUCUAUCCGACUCGCGGUUUUCCCGGAUACUACUUCCCCUACCUCAACACACCCGGAUACUUGAGUCCAGUUCUGGCCGUCCAUUUUAUGCGUACUGCGAUCAAGCAAAGUGUCAACCUGGAAUGUCGCAUGUGGGCUAAGAACUUGGUGUACCGCGGAGGACUUAACUUCCGAAUGGCUUCUGUCAGUAUAGUUCUACUGGUUGACUAGUUGGAAAGUUUAUUCAGAAUUGUACAGUAUAUGAUCAAGUAAGCCAGUCAGGAUAAGUCUUAUGACUUAUAUGUUCCAAACGAGACUGACUGAAGCAUAGUAACGCUGUAUGGAUCUUCAAGGGUAUAAAAAUAUUUAUCCAGUGCAACACAAGACAUUUGAGAACCUUCAACUCCAUUCCCAUUCGUCAAGAUUUUUCUUACACACUUGAAAAUGUUUUAAGCUAUGUGAUGCUUAAUAACAAAAAUUCAAGAAUCAUCUACCAAAAAUUUAAUUCAUAAUGCAUGUAGUAGUUCAGGUAAGUGUUGGAGUUUUCCGCUCAUAGUACACAAUCUGAGCUUGAAAUAAAAGCAAUGUAAAAUCA